Epinephelus fuscoguttatus (brown-marbled grouper) is the source of this 2085-nucleotide messenger RNA. RefSeq names its product F-actin-capping protein subunit alpha-2. The transcript has 12 exons. The record is from RefSeq and is a predicted model, not a curated record. Gene Ontology annotation, cellular component: F-actin capping protein complex; actin cortical patch. Bases 1 to 1083 code for a protein of 360 amino acids. Gene Ontology annotation, molecular function: actin filament binding. NCBI's taxonomy places the organism in Eukaryota, Metazoa, Chordata, Actinopteri, Perciformes, Serranidae. Gene Ontology annotation, biological process: barbed-end actin filament capping; actin cytoskeleton organization.
AUGAGGUCAGCUUCCUGCGUCCUCUACAAGACAAUUACAAGGAUCAGGAACUCCUCCUCGAAGAUUCCCAGCGGACAAAGCCACCAAAACGUCACACCUCCUGCGCCUGCACUCGACAGAGAGAAGGAGACCUGCUUCAAUAGACUGUGGCGCCUCGGCUGGGAAUCCACCCAUGUGAUGACGUCACGGGGCUCUGACAAGCUGGUGGUGCCGGAAGAAAAGAUGGCGGAUCAUGAGGAGCAGCUAUCCGACGAGGAAAAGGUACGCAUAGCAGCUAACUUUGUCAUCCACGCCCCGCCAGGAGAGUUCAAUGAAGUUUUCAAUGAUGUGCGAUUACUGCUCAACAAUGACAAUCUUCUCAGGGAAGGUGCAGCGAAUGCAUUUGCACAGUACAACUUGGACCAGUUUACCCCGGUGAAAAUCGAGGGCUAUGAAGAACAGGUCUUAAUCACAGAGCAUGGUGACCUUGAGAACGGCCGGGUCCUGGACCCCAAGAACAAGAUCUCCUUCAAGUUCGACCACCUGAGGAAGGAGGCCAGCGACCCACGGCCCCACGACGUCGACAGCUCCAUAGAGGGCUGGAGGAGCGCUGUGGACUCAGCUGUCAGGGCCUACGUCAAGGAGCACUAUCCCAAUGGAGUCUGCACCAUUUACGGGAAAACCAUCGACGGACAUCAAACCAUCAUCGUGUGCAUCGAGUGCCAUCAGUUUCAACCAAAAAACUUCUGGAAUGGACGCUGGAGGUCAGAAUGGAAGUUCACCAUCUCCCCCUCGACCACUCAGGUGGCAGGAAUCAUGAAAAUCCAGGUUCAUUACUAUGAAGACGGCAACGUUCAGCUGGUGAGCCACAAAGAGGUUCAGGAGUCCAUGUCAGUCUCUAAUGAGGCUUCAACUGCAAAGGAGUUUGUUAAGAUCAUGGAGGCUGCAGAGAACGACUAUCAGACGGCCAUCAACGAGAAUUACCAGACCAUGUCGGACACUACCUUCAAAGCCUUACGCCGCCAGCUUCCUGUGACACGCACCAAGAUCGAUUGGAACAAGAUCCUGAGCUACAAGAUCGGCAAGGAGAUGCAGAAUGCUUAAAAACAGCGGAGAACAUAACAGACAACUCCCCACCCCCACCCCACCCCCUCCCAAACAAUGUUGCAUGACUGGAUAGUUGUAUCGUCUUUGUACAGAAAUUAGAGAAACUGGGACAAAGAAAGGUUUUGGUCUCACAGCCAGAUGUCACAUUACACAUUGGAUGUCGACUUUUAUUGAUGUUAUUUUGUUUUUAUACAGACACUGUUAACUCCUCUGUAUAUUCAAUCUAUGGUGAUAAUCGUAUUUGGGAAAAUAUAGCUUGAGGAAAUAUUACGAGACAUAGGAAAGGGGGCGAACACUUGUAUGCAAAAACAUCCUUAUAGAAUAUCACGUGUGCAAUAUUUAUUGUGUCAGUGAGACCACGCCUUUUAUUUGACCUGCUGAACAAAACAAAAAAAAAAACGGUUUGAAUUUGCGAUGAUGUGAAACAAAUCAACUUUGGGAGAAUUUUCUGUCGCGGUUACUAAAGAUAUUUGGCUGAAAGAAGCUUCACUUCACGGUUAACGUCCCGUAUGGUCAAGAGAAAAAAAAACCCCAACAGUUCUUUGUGUUCAUUGGAUGGUAUCUUUGGCACAAACAGUCACCACUGUCAGCAACUCAAUGUUCUUGUUCCCCCAUCUUGGUACUUCCCUCACCGUUCGUCCUGUACGUGAGAUCUCAAGCUCGCAGCGCUCCUGGCUAAAUUGCCUUUUUGACUUGACAUCGUCUGAACUCUCACUCAGCGUAGGGAGUUCCCUGACCACUUAACAAGCUUAAUUAACAAGUCAUCAGUCGCUAAGUAAUGUGCAUAAUGUCCAAUUUACAAUAAAAUCAAAACGUAUCACAUCCUCCUCCAGCGCUUAUUUUUAUUAAAAACAGAACCUGACUGUAUUAUAUAACAAGGCACAUUGUAAUAUAUACCUGUAUGAAACAUCCUGUCUGUCAGUUUGGUGAUUUAUUUCCAUGAGAUUAAUUGUAAUUCAGUCACAAUUAUGUUGCAUUAAAUGACAAAUUUUCUAUUUA